GAAAUGUUGCUAAUUGCUCGCGGUAUCAGAAUAUGUCAGGAAUGUUGGGAUUGACCAGCGCAGGCAAAAAGAUUCACCUGAAAAUUGUCCACAAAUCGCCGAACGUGCUCCACUUAUCUGUAGAGAACGUGGAGGCAGAUCGUGAACGCCGCUUACUGCUGGUUUUUGUGCUUGCAUCACUAUUUUGCUUUGCGAUCUGUACAUUUAUUUUCCGGCUCAAUGUUCUACACGCUGCUUUUCUCCUGCCGACGCUGACGUGUUGCUACCUCUACAGCAGUGUGAUAAAAUCCGAAACUCUGGUCCUAGUGAAAGACUUUGCAUUGCAAUGCUCAAUUACUUUUGCAAACGGAACCGUGCGCAAUUCACUGAUUCCCAUAGAGUAUAUACAGGACAUAAUAAUCAACGAUGUAUUUUUCAACUUGAAAGUAAUUUUCGUGCUGCAAGUGCUUACGAAAGGAAACUUAUUUCGGAGAAAACCUAUCAUUACACUCCUACAGCAUCUUAAACCAGGUUUGUCCUGCUUAAAAAUUGUCUUCGAAGAACUGCAUUCCAUAUUGGAAUUAGACGACUGAACGGCGAACCUCAAUUCGGUUGAUGCGUCGUAGGAAAAAGCUUGUCGAGAAUGUUCAGCAUCUGAUUAGCUUCCUGAGUCUUCUGCGUGCCGAUGUAUUCCGUCGAAAAAUCCUGUUGUGACCUUUCCAUUGUAGUCAGUUUUUCGAUCGGCUGCUUUGAUACGCAAACGUCGGUUUUCGCCUAGCCAAAGAUAGCCCACGAUGGAAAUUAGAUAAUUAAUGCGCAAUUAUAGUUAAAUACAGUUUGUUUCGAACUAACCGUUUGCAUUUGUUCUAUUUGACACUCUUUCCACAGGAGUUUUUUGUACAUUGGAGGAAUAUUUAUCCGCAAAGUAACAACUGUGUCUUGCAAUUCACGUAUAUCAUCCUCAGAUAGCGUAUUUCUCUCUAAAAAGAAACAUUCUUUCAAUGAUACAUGUCUGUGCAUACAUGUUUCAAGCU
This is a messenger RNA of Anopheles bellator, 1013 nucleotides long. RefSeq lists its product as uncharacterized. Gene Ontology annotation, cellular component: glycosylphosphatidylinositol-N-acetylglucosaminyltransferase (GPI-GnT) complex. The record is from RefSeq and is a predicted model, not a curated record. Gene Ontology annotation, biological process: GPI anchor biosynthetic process. Lineage: Eukaryota; Metazoa; Arthropoda; Insecta; Diptera; Culicidae. The coding region runs from base 33 to 572 and encodes 179 amino acids. The transcript is spliced from 4 exons.